ACGACGUAAACCUCACACGAUGACAACGCUGCUACGAAGCUAUCUCAUGUCCGAGUGUCGCCGGCUGAUGACUCGAUCGCUUCCUUCCGCCGCGCAAUCCGCGGGGGCGCCUCCGCGCAGUGGCAUCCACAUGUGUGUCGCGCGACGGGCGACCCCGCGCGGUGGCGCCCCCGCGCCGCGCGCCUACGUCUCCUGCCUCGACUGCAAGUGGCCGCCGGAGACGCGCGAGUGCUGGAAGUGCAAGCGCGUGACAGACCGCAUGCGCGAGAUGUUCUUCUGCACACCAUGCGACGUCGUACAGUCGCCCGACCCGGCCGCUAACUACUUCGACGUGAUGGGCAUCGCCGCGACCUUCGACAUCGACCUUGCGCAACUCCGCUCGCGCUACCGCGACCUCCAGACGAAGCUGCACCCGGACAAGUACGCGCAGAAGUCGGACACGGAGCGCGCUUACUCCGCGCUGCAGUCGACCGCCGUCAACAAGGCGUACUGGCGUCUCGCGGACCCGCUCAAGCGAGGACUAUACCUCCUCGAGCUCAACGGCAUGGGGUUCCGCGACGGAGAGGUGGAGGUGGACGAGGGGUUCCUGCUCGACGUGAUGGAGACGAAUGAGGCGAUGGCAGCGGCGGCGAGCGUCGAGGCGCUGGCGGCGAUCGGCGAGGAGAACGAGCGAGAGAUGGCGGCACUCGUGCGCGACGUGGCGGCGGCGUUCGCUGACGACGACGUGACGCGCGCUCGCUGGCUGCUCGCAUGCAUGAAGUACAGAGACAACAUCGGUGACAAGAUCAAGCAGAUCAGACAGGAACGAUUUGGCAUCGUGUGAACGCGCGCGCGGAUGGUA
This is a messenger RNA of Priapulus caudatus, 841 nucleotides long. Its product is annotated as iron-sulfur cluster co-chaperone protein HscB, mitochondrial-like. The coding region runs from base 20 to 823 and encodes 267 amino acids. The record is from RefSeq and is a predicted model, not a curated record. Gene Ontology annotation, cellular component: mitochondrion. The transcript has a single exon. Gene Ontology annotation, biological process: protein complex oligomerization; [2Fe-2S] cluster assembly. Lineage: Eukaryota; Metazoa; Priapulida; Priapulimorpha; Priapulimorphida; Priapulidae. Gene Ontology annotation, molecular function: ATPase activator activity; protein-folding chaperone binding.